UUCUACCUUUUUGCUAUUACUUCUCGGAAAUGGUCCAUUGUCCAUGUACAGUAGAUACUUACACUUGAUAUGAUAUUCCAGGAAACAGUUGUGUGUGAAAGGUACACAGCAAAUUCACUUGUGUACAUUUAACUCAGAGACUGUUAAAUGGAACACCACUACAUACUGGUUUCACAGACUACAUACACAACAAUAACAAUCGUUUUGUUUUUUUAAACUCAAUGGAGGCUUAAAAAAGAGAGGGGCAACUACAUGCCCAAAUACUUGGUUCUGUUGGUUGUCUCCUGUUGGUGUUGGUGAAGGUUAGGUGAAGGUGAGCCACAGCUCCAGAGAGCCAAUCCCCAAUCUCUGAUUGGAGAGACUAUUUUUACUGAUUGAACAAUUAAGGGGGCUUCAGUACCUCCGUUGAGAGUAGAGGGCAAUCUGGGCACACACACACAUGCUCCCACACUCUCUCUCACACACACACACACACACACUCAUACACACUCACUCGCUCACACACAUAGUUGGUCGGUCAGUUAGUCAGUCAUUCUGGAGCUUGCCAUUCACAGAAACAGACCUCAUGGCUUUAUGGAUAGCCCUAUACCUAUCCCUUUUCUUGGUUGUCGAUUGCUGGCAUGAUCUGGAUAACACCGAGUAUGACUGUUGGCCAUUAGAUAGCCCUAAUGAUUACAACAUGAUCAACUGUGGAGGGCUGGAGAUGUCGUGGGUGCUGCGGCCACCGGAGAAAGUGACGGACGGGGAGGAGUUCAAUGUCACCUACACCAUCACGGCAUCAGACGACUUCUAUGAGUAUGCAGUCAAAAACAAAAUAUUCCAGUUCAGCAACGCCUCUGAAGCCAAAAGGUUCUGUGACAAGCACGACUGUCCCGCAAAUUGGAACAGCGCCAACGAGAUCAACUGUUGCAUUUACCAUGCCAACAUUCACUCCUGCCCUCUGGCUCUCAUGAGGCACGGCGGUAUUUGUGGCCCGUGGAUCCCUGAUGACGGGAAGAUUGUGACACACACCGUGUCCAAAGCAGGAAAGAUGAGCCAGAAGUUCUGGACAUCAAAGGUGGUUCUGAUUCAUGUAGGAGUGACCUCAGUCAUUGCACAUAUCAAAAUUGGACAUAUGCAUGCAGCUCUGGAGUCCAAGGUGCUGGUUGUCAGUGCUCAAGUGUGUGGGGAUGACGUCUGCGAGCUGGAGGAGAACUGUCUCACAUGCCCGGCGGACUGUGGUGCCUGCCCCAUGUCCAUCACCAUCAAGGUGGCCAUCGGACUGCCCGUCACACUCUUCUUCGGUGGCUUCAUCUUAACCAUGGUGUGGUUCCAGUACCAGAAACAGAAGAUGUUUUGGGACGAAAGCUGGAUUAUCAACUAUAAAAAUAUAAUGUUUGGUAAAGUGUGUUACAUGGGCUUCUGCAGUACGACCAGUCUCCAGCCGGUGAAGAGUAACUCCAGUGUGAGCCGAACUACAGACGUGACUGUCUGCACUGUGGUCAACACCACCUUCAAACAGAGCUUCAUCCAACCUGCCAUUUAUGAUGGAAGGACUGUAGCAGUGAAACACAUCCAGAAUAAACACUUCACCCUCUCCAAAACUAUCAGGAGGGAGGUGAAAGAAGUGAGGGAACUGGAUCACCCAAAUCUCUCCAAGUUUAUUGGUGGUUCCAUUGAGGUCCCCUACGUCAGUAUCAUCACUGAGUACUGCCCCAAAGGAAGCCUGGCUGAUGUCCUCCUGAAUGAGGAUGUGCCAAUCAACUGGGGGUUCAGGUUGUCCUUUGCUACUGACAUAGCCCGUGGAAUGGCUUAUCUCCACCAACACAAGAUGUUUCAUGGCAGACUUCACUCAAGGAAUUGCGUCAUUGACGACCGCUGGGUUUGCAAAAUCUCAGACUAUGGCCUGACAGCCUACAGAAAGGAUGACUUUGAGGUAGUCAGUAAUGGGUUCCACUGUGAGGAUACCUACCGUAUAUACUAUGCCCCUGAGGUCCUCCUGGGAAGCAGCUCUAAUGUCACUCCGGCUGCUGACAUUUACAGCUACUCUAUCAUCUUAGUUGAGAUUGCCACUCGCUCUGACCUCCUUUCAGACCAAACAGAGGGCGUGAAGUUGGAUAUCAUGUGGCGUCCUUCCCUGCCUGAACUGAAAGCUGGGAAAGCGGAUACUGAUUGUCCUGACCGGGGAGAUUACUGUGAGCUGAUCAAGAAGUGCUGGUCUCAAAAUGUCACAUUGAGGCCGACUUUUGAGCAGGUGAAGAAGAUGCUGGAUAAAAUGAACCCACACAAAGUCAGCCCUGUGGACAUGAUGAUGAAUCUGAUGGAAAAGUACAGUAAGCAUUUAGAGGCCAUUGUAGCGGAGCGAACACAGGAUCUUCUCCAAGAGAAACAAAAGACAGACUGUUUACUAUACAGUAUGUUACCAAAGCCGGUGGCCGAUGACCUUCGUCAGGGUCGCACAGCAGAGGCUCAGAGCUACUCCAAUGCCACAGUCUACUUCAGUGACAUUGUGGGUUUCACAGAGCUCUCUGGCUCAAGCACUCCUCACCAGGUGGUGGACUUUCUAAAUAAGCUCUACACCACGUUUGAUGACAUCAUUGAUAAUUAUGAUGUCUACAAGGUGGAGACUAUAGGAGACGCUUACAUGGUGGUCUCUGGUGUUCCCAAUGAGAAUGGCAUAAACCAUGCGGGGGAGAUCGCCAGCAUGGCUCUGGGUCUGGUCAAUGUUUGCCAUGCCUUUAAAAUCCCACACAAACCCACCACGCAGUUGAGGAUACGAGCUGGCAUACACUCAGGACCCGUAGUUGCUGGUGUCGUGGGAACCAAAAUGCCACGGUAUUGCUUAUUCGGUGAUACAGUGAACACAGCAUCGCGGAUGGAAUCAACAAGCGAAGCUCUGAAGAUCCAGGUCAGUGGAGCCACUGCUGACCUGCUAAACACACUGGGAGGUUACACUCUGAUCUGCCGAGGAUCACUAAACGUCAAGGGAAAAGGUGAAAUGACGACAUGGUGGCUGGAAGCAAAGAAAGAAGAAUCCUCUGACCCACUCCUCAGAUCCACCGAGUUCAGAGGAGUCCCUGUGCCAGUUAGCAACUAGCCAACUACUAGCCUUCAUAGUCUCUGUCUGCAUAAUAUAUGGACCACAGUUUGUGUUUAACAGCUGUAUUGUGCAAUUGAUAUCAAAUAUAUUUCUAUACUGCCCGAGAGUCUUGGAGCUGUAUUGUGAGUUUGUACAGUGAUUUUAUGUUCUGGCAGUUAUUGUAUUUAUUCAUAUCCAUAUGGUGGAUAUAUACUUGAUAUGUGCACUCAUAUUAUACACUGCUCCAAAAAAUAAAGGGAACACUAAAAUAACAGAUCCUAGAUCUGAAUGAAUUAAAUAUUCUUAUUAAUUUUUUUUUUUACAUAGUUGAAUGUGCUGACAACAAAAUCACAC
Oncorhynchus gorbuscha (pink salmon) is the source of this 3412-nucleotide messenger RNA. RefSeq names its product atrial natriuretic peptide receptor 2-like. NCBI's taxonomy places the organism in Eukaryota, Metazoa, Chordata, Actinopteri, Salmoniformes, Salmonidae. The transcript is spliced from 23 exons. Gene Ontology annotation, biological process: intracellular signal transduction; protein phosphorylation; receptor guanylyl cyclase signaling pathway. Gene Ontology annotation, molecular function: protein kinase activity; peptide receptor activity; guanylate cyclase activity. Bases 440 to 3076 code for a protein of 878 amino acids. The record is from RefSeq and is a predicted model, not a curated record.